Messenger RNA from Prunus dulcis (almond), 2580 nucleotides. RefSeq names its product lysine--tRNA ligase, cytoplasmic-like. Lineage: Eukaryota; Viridiplantae; Streptophyta; Magnoliopsida; Rosales; Rosaceae. Gene Ontology annotation, molecular function: ATP binding; tRNA binding; lysine-tRNA ligase activity. The transcript has 25 exons. Gene Ontology annotation, biological process: lysyl-tRNA aminoacylation. The record is from RefSeq and is a predicted model, not a curated record. Gene Ontology annotation, cellular component: cytoplasm; cytosol. Bases 1 to 2580 code for a protein of 859 amino acids.
AUGGGAGAUCGCAAGACCAGACUGAGAAGUGCACGCAAGAAGGAGCUGAAGAACAAGCAGAAGGAAGAGGAGAGGCGGCGAAAAGAGGAGAAGGCAAAGCAGGCUGCCGCCACAGCAAGCUCGCAGGUUAAGAAAAAUAUAGCUACUGAAGAUGAAGAAAUGGAUCCAACGCAAUACUUUGAAAACAGGCUGAAGCAUCUUGCUACACAGAAGGCAGAUAAUAAAAAUCCAUAUCCUCACAAAUUCUUUGUUUCAAUGACUCUGCUUGAAUAUGUAGAAAAGUAUGACGGCUUAAACAAUGGGGAGCAUCAGGAGGAGAUCAGUGUAUCGCUAGCUGGGCGAAUCAUGAGCAAAAGGUCCUCCGGCUCUAAGCUUUUCUUUUAUGAUUUACAUGGUGGCGGUGAAAAGGUUCAAGUCAUGGCUGAUUUAAGCAAAUCGGAGUUGGAUGAAUCUGAAUUUUCUAAGUUCCAUUCUAGUGUUAAGCGUGGUGAUAUUGUUGGAGUGACUGGGUUCCCAGGGAAGACGAAGAGGGGGGAGCUGAGCAUUUUCCCAAGAUCAUUUAUAGUCUUAUCACAUUGUCUUCAUAUGAUGCCAAGGCAUAAAGCUGGUCCUGCUUCUGAUAAUGCUAAUGCGAAGAAGACUGAUGGAUGGGUCCCAGGAAGCCCAAGGGAUCCUGAAACUUAUAUUUUAAAAGACCAGUAUCUUGCACGCAAGAAGGAGCUGAAGAACAAGCAGAAGGAAGAGGAGAGGCGGCGAAAAGAGGAGAAGGCAAAGCAGGCUGCCGCCACAGCAAGCUCGCAGGUUAAGAAAAAUAUAGCUACUGAAGAUGAAGAAAUGGAUCCAACGCAAUACUUUGAAAACAGGCUGAAGCAUCUUGCUACACAGAAGGCAGAUAAUAAAAAUCCAUAUCCUCACAAAUUCUUUGUUUCAAUGACUCUGCUUGAAUAUGUAGAAAAGUAUGACGGCUUAAACAAUGGGGAGCAUCAGGAGGAGAUCAAUGUAUCGCUAGCUGGGCGAAUCAUGAGCAAAAGGUCCUCCGGCUCUAAGCUUUUCUUUUAUGAUUUACAUGGUGGCGGUGAAAAGGUUCAAGUCAUGGCUGAUUUAAGCAAAUCGGAGUUGGAUGAAUCUGAAUUUUCUAAGUUCCAUUCUAGUGUUAAGCGUGGUGAUAUUGUUGGAGUGACUGGGUUCCCAGGUUUGGGGGAGCUGAGCAUUUUCCCAAGAUCAUUUAUAGUCUUAUCACAUUGUCUUCAUAUGAUGCCAAGGCAUAAAGCUGGUCCUGCUUCUGAUAAUGCUAAUGCGAAGACUGAUGGAUGGGUCCCAGGAAGCCCAAGGGAUCCUGAAACUUAUAUUUUAAAAGACCAGGAAACUCGUUAUCGUCAACGUUAUCUGGAUUUAAUGUUGAACACUGAGGUUCGACAAAUAUUCAAGACCAGAUCUAAGAUCAUUCAAUAUGUUAGAAGGUUCCUGGACAAGCGUGAUUUUGUGGAGGUUGAAACUCCGAUGAUGAAUAUGAUUGCUGGUGGAGCGGCUGCCCGCCCUUUUGUGACUUAUCACAAUGAACUUGACAUGAAGCUUUUCAUGCGCAUUGCACCUGAACUAUAUCUCAAGCAGUUAAUUGUUGGUGACCUGUCUCGUACUGGUGUUUAUGAGAUUGGAAAACAAUUUAGAAAUGAGGGUAUUGAUUUGACUCAUAAUCCUGAGUUCACUGGCUGUGAAUUCUACAUGGCUUAUGCAGACUACAAUGACUUGAUGACCCUGACCGAGGAAAUGUUGAGUGAGAUGGUCAAGGAACUCACUGGUGGAUACAAAAUCAAGUAUCACUCGAAUGGGCUCGAUAAGGAUCCAAUUGAGAUUGACUUCACUCCUCCUUUCAGGAGGAUCGACAUGGUUGAUGAAUUAAAUAAGAUCGCAGAUCUCAACAUAAAUCCAGCAGAUCUCUCUAGUGAUGAAGCUAACAAAUAUCUUAAGGAGGCAUGCAAGAAGUUUGAUAUCAAAUGUUCUCCUCCUGAAACAACAACUCGUUUGUUGGACAAGCUUGUGGGGCACUUUCUGGAAGAGACUUGUGUAAAUCCUACAUUUAUCAUUAACCAUCCCGAGAUAAUGAGUCCUUUAGCAAAGUGGCAUAGAUCAAAAAAGGGCUUGACUGAACGUUUUGAAUUGUUUAUCAACAAGCACGAGCUCGCCAAUGCAUACACUGAAUUGAAUGAUCCUGUGGUACAACGCCAACGAUUUGCUGAUCAACUCAAGGAUCGACAAUCAGGUGACAAUGAAGCAAUGCCUUUGGAUGAAACAUUUUGUAGAGCUCUUGAGUAUGGUUUACCUCCAACUGGCGGUUGGGGUUUGGGCAUCGACCGGCUCUGUAUGUUGUUAACUGAUUCACAGAAUAUCAAGGAAGUUCUUCUCUUCCCGGCUAUGAAACCACAUGCUGAGCCUUCUGCUAAAGGUGCUAAUUCUGAUGUUGGAAGACCUUUCUGGCAUAAUUUUAAAAAUCUUCUGGUGUCCCACUUCUUGCUUCUUGCUGAGAGAGAAUCCCACAUCGGGGAAUUAAAGCCUUGCCAUAGUUUAAAUGAUCUUGAGUAG